Molecule: messenger RNA, 1131 nt
Organism: Mycena indigotica
Lineage: Eukaryota; Fungi; Basidiomycota; Agaricomycetes; Agaricales; Mycenaceae
Product: Peptidyl-Lys metalloendopeptidase
Exons: 4
Coding region: 1-1131 (376 amino acids)
Molecular function (GO): metalloendopeptidase activity
Source: RefSeq, a predicted model, not a curated record
AUGUUUUCCCUUCUCCCUGCCGCUCUCUUUUCUAUUAUCUUGGCUGCCGCCGUUUCCGCCAAACCAGGACUGUCAGUAACGCUCACUGGUAAGGCAUACAUCGCUCCCGCUAUUCCCGCACUCAUGGCUCUACUCAACGCAGGCCCAAAGGAGGCGAACGGUGUCGGCGCGCUCAUUGUUACGGCCAAGAUCGUCAAUACGGGCGACGUCAAGCUCCAACUGCUCAAGGACCCGCGGACGGUGCUGAACCCACUCCACACGGACACCUUCCUUAUCUCCAACGCCGCCAAAAAGGCACCAGCCUUCCGGGGCAUCAAGAUCAAAUACUCCCCGGAAACCGUCGUAGCGCAGAAAAAGGCGAGCGGCUUCACUGUUCUGGCCCCGGGGGCGUCUGUAGAAGUCAAGCACGAUUUGUCGAAAGGAUAUGACUUCACGAAAUCCGGCGCUGGAGCAUACAACAUCGUCCCGCGUACUGCCUUCGAGUUCGUCGACGCCGCGGGGAAGCUGACGCCCAUUCUCGCCACCGCCAAGGGGACCAGCGUGACGCUGAAAGGGAAGCUUGCCUUGCGACGCGUGCCGCGGACAUCACCGGGUACCACCCCCCACCUCGGCCGGCGGGCAACAUUCCGCGGCUGUAGUGCGACCCAGCAGAAACAGGUUACUGCUGCCGCCGCCGAGGCCCAGAAGUUAGUCGACAGCGCGGUCAAAUACCUCACCGUCCCGGCCAACCAGCUCCCCAAAUCGACCCCCCGCUACGUUGCGUGGUUCGGCAAACUCGAUUUCGGGCGCCACGCUGACGUCUUCGUCAACUUCCAGAACAUGGCGUUCGAAAAGUUUGACUCGUACACCUACGACUGCUCCUGCCCGUUCGACGAGGCCUUCGCCUUCGUCGACGCGCGGCGAUUCGGCACGAUCAACAUCUGCAAGCUCUUCUUCACCGCGAAGCCCAAGGGCAGCAACUCGCAGGCCGGCGUGCUCGUCCACGAAGCGUCGCACAUGAUCGCUGGCACACAGGACUUUGUCAGCGGCAAGAACGCCGCGCAGGGGCUGGCGAUCCGUGACCCCAAUACCGCUAUCCAGAACGCGGACAACUACGAGUUCUUCGCGGAAAACGAGCCGGCCCUGAAGUAA